Molecule: messenger RNA, 2328 nt
Organism: Enterobius vermicularis (human pinworm)
Lineage: Eukaryota; Metazoa; Nematoda; Chromadorea; Rhabditida; Oxyuridae
Source: the annotation of a GenBank genome assembly
AUGACAGCUCCUGAUAUUGCUGUUGUUCCACAGUUUAAUGGGGAUGAAAAAAUGGAUAAAAGUACAGAACUGGAUGUAGAAGACUCCUAUUACUUGCUUCAUGCGCUAGAGUCCGAAGCAUUCUCAUGCGUGGUGACUGCAAUGCGGGCUCAAGGGAUGCUCACUGAAUACAAACAAAUUUUACUGGAACAUCUAAAAGCUGCUUUAUUCGUUUCCGACGCUACGUAUAAAGCAGAAAUGCGACGUGCUGCUAAUGAUGAAGUUCUCUGCAAAAUUGCUGAGACGCUCAACCCGUCCUACGAUCCUUUCGUACAGUGGGGGAUGGCGGCUAACGAUGUUAUUCCUCCAGCAUUCAAUCAGAUCCCUCUUUAUGCAGAUCAAGACAUAGAGGGGUUGGACGUUGCUGGUCAGUUAUUACGUUUGGCUAACUCUCACAAUUCUGCCGUGGAUAAUUAUAAUGACGCAUUGCAUGAACUUAUAAUGCUUCCGAAGGCGCCAUUUGUUCCCGAGAAGUUGCGUGUUCUUUUGCGAGAAACUGAAUCUGAUUCUACUGAAAGAGUAAAUUUAAAUUUUGGUGAAAUGCCAUCCUCGUCGGAGAACCGAGAUGGGAAGGCUCUGAACAGUAACGAAAAAAGUGCUAGGAAGGCUCGUACCAUCCAGAGAUCUAUUAAGCAGGAGAAGUCGGAGGGAGGAAGAUCGCUGAGUAACAAUGUGAAACCCGAAUGCUUGACAGAUUCAUAUUCAAACUCUUCAAGUAGUAAGAUUAAAAUGGGUUUUGAGACAGUAGGAGGGAAGCCGUAUUUGAUUAAUGAUGAUUGCAGUGAGAAGAAGCAGGUUAUGGAGGACUCAGGUAUAGUAAAUAAGGUCUGCGAGAGUCAUAGUCUAGUUGGUAACUCAGUGAAUGUUAUUUUACCUUCCACUGAGUCCAGUAAUAUUUCGCAAAGCACACUUCCUGAGAAAACGUCAGAGAAAUCAGAAUUGAUAAAAGGACCUUUGCAGCAGUCAAAUAACUGGUUCGCAGGAUUUUACGAAGCUCGAAGAGUUGAAGAAAAAGAGCAUUACAAGCCCGCCGAAGAAGCGAAAUUCAAGCGAAAAAAACCUAAACAAAAGGAAAAUGUUAAAGAUUCUUGCGCACGUGUCCGCCCGUUUCUGUUUGAUUUUGGUUCCCCUGGUCAAGCAAAGCCUCCGCGGGGAAAUCCUGAUAAGAGAGCUGCAAAACGCAUUUCUCCGAUUUUCUCGUGUCCGACAUCCACAAAUGGCGUUUCUUCUGGCGCUUGUCUCUCAUCUCAGUCGUAUGCAACAUCGGCAUCUUCUAGAGGUUCGGUUUCCUCAUCUUUUUUGUCAAGCAUUUCACGAUUUACUUCACCUCAAGGCGGACACCACGCAUCAGGAGUAAUUAUCAAACGGAUGCGAACUUCAUCUUCUGGUGAACCUAAUAGCUCUCAUAAUGGUUAUUACGGCCGGAUUGCGGAUGGCACAAUUUCAGUCAAGGCGUCCCAGCUUUCAGAACGGCCAUACUCUAGAGUCCUAGUUCCUCCAUCGCAGUCGUCUGCUGCUUGGAGCAAUCCCACCAGGCCAUAUUACGGAAACCCAUCUGCUGCUGCUAUGGGAGUAACUGUUAGAUCCUCGCCAGUGUCAAGUUGUACCAGUGGUAUUUGCAAUCCUAGCGCGGGAACAUCAGUAGAAAAGAUUUUACAGCCCACUCAGUCAAUUGGAAAUAUGAAUGAUCCGCAGUCUUUAACCAGUCGGCAUUUUCCAUCAUCAUCGGUUUUUGUAACUGUCGGGCACCAACAGAAUAAAAUAAGUGCUCGAAGGUCUUCUUAUUCAUCGAAACCCUCUUCUGUUGCGAAUCCUGUAGUUGUUCAUACCUGUCCAGUGACGAAUGGAAGUACUCAAGCAAACGCUUCUUUUAAAAAUCCUUCUUCACCGGGCGGCAGACAAGCAGUUAUUGAUAGAGAUGCGAGUUCAGUUGAUGUUAUUACGAAAGACGAUACCUCGAACAGCAUGAAUUCAGACGAUUGCGCCAGCGCACAUGAAAUGAGGCUAGAGUGCGAUGAAGUCAUGGCACCAGAACAUCGAUGUGUUGUGUCACCUCGCAGUUCGGGUGCGAUAUCACCACUUCCAGUACAAAUUAAGCGUGUGCUGCAUACAAGUGAUGUUCCUCCACGUGUCUCUCAACAGUUGUCAAUGCUUUUAAGCUAUGAGGAUGGAGAAUCUAGUGAAGUGCAUUUGAAUCGUGUUGUUCAGCCUCAGUUCAUUAACGGUUUGCUUCACCAAGAUGAUCAGGAAAUUGUCAAUCUUAUUACCUCAGAGCAGUGCAUGCGGUGA